This is a messenger RNA of Uranotaenia lowii, 2514 nucleotides long. It is a transcript of the gene Mps1, whose product is annotated as dual specificity protein kinase Ttk. The record is from RefSeq and is a predicted model, not a curated record. Gene Ontology annotation, molecular function: protein serine/threonine kinase activity; ATP binding; protein serine/threonine/tyrosine kinase activity. Lineage: Eukaryota; Metazoa; Arthropoda; Insecta; Diptera; Culicidae. The transcript is spliced from 6 exons. Gene Ontology annotation, cellular component: nucleus; spindle; kinetochore. Gene Ontology annotation, biological process: chromosome segregation; protein localization to kinetochore; mitotic spindle assembly checkpoint signaling. The coding region runs from base 273 to 2282 and encodes 669 amino acids.
UCAAAAGAUCAAAAACAUUCACUCCCCUGCACUGCACGGUUAGAGGAAUUGUGGGAAAAAAAAGCCGUUUGAUUAUCCGAAAUUAGAUGGACAAAUUGCACAAUUUGAUUCGAUUACGAGUUGCUGCUUUGUAUUUUAACUUAAAUUAAGUGAAGAAAAUUGCCAUCGAUUCGUCAGUUCGUGUUUCAUCUCCUCCCCCGAAGCGCGUACCAUAGUCUGAUGCUGGUAUUCAGCAACAGGAUAACGAAUUUAUUGAUACUCCAUCAGUGGCCAUGGAUAACUCUAAUGCGGAGAAUAUACUGCAGAGUUCCGUUAUAGGUGUUGAUUGCAGCAGUAUUUUGUGGAACAGAGAAAAAGAUUCUUCCGAGGAGCGGUCUCCGAAGUUUUGUCGAGCAACGAGAAGUUUUCAGCCCAAACGAGUAUCAGAACUUCCGCCGCUUGAAUCGGAGUCAGAUUCCGACGAUGAUAAUAACUUGAAUUGUGCAAUUUUGAACGAUUCCUUUCUACUGACCCCAUCGAAAACUAUUGAAGAAGUCAGCAGCUCGUCAGCAAAUGCACAGAAAUCGGUAACGACGACUGAACCCACGAAAGGUAAAGAGAACGUAACUGAACGUCCGGCUCGGAAAAAACUCGAUGACGUACUGGCGAAGCAAACGGGUGAUCAGCCCCAACAGGAGUCCGCUCCAAAAGCACCCCUCAAGCGAGUACCUUUGGUUGAUCGAUCGCAGCUUGAGAAACAGUUCAGCAUUUUCAACACCCAUGACAGUACAAAAUCUUCGAAAAUGCAAGAUUCGGGCAUCAGCAUUGCUAGCUCCACAAUUUUUUCGAUACCGGAAAACGUUGCCGAUAUCGAAACGAAACAACAACCAUCUGUCGAGAAAGUCAUUGAGGGCGAGUCCACACCAAUGGUUUGCGAAAAUCAUCCAAAAAUCCAAUCGCCCCCAAAAGAAUGCCCUGAAAUCAGUGACAGAAAUCGACAUUUGUUUGUAACGCCGGGCGAUAAGUUAAGUCUCAAUCAUGCUCGAGGGACUACAGGUAGAAUGCUUACCUCUACGGCCAACCGAAAGUCCCGCAAUACGCUUGAAAACGAAUUCAAAUCCCAAAAGAUCUUAUUUGCAACACCAUUGUCAACAGGACUGGCCCGACCACCGGUUUCGGCAAACGACAGUUUAUCUCUUUCACUGGUAGACACACCCAUAAAAUCUAAGGAUCGUCCUUUGUCACCAAUCAAAGAACAAAUACGUCCUUCGAAACGUUCAACCGAAGAUCUUUUCCCAUCGACGCCGGCACCCGAAAAGCGAUUAUCACCGGAACCGCGAGAUGUUCCUCCAAAAUCGAACGAAAUAGCUGGAAGCAGUAAAGAGUCUCUCCCAACGGUGAUGCCGGAAUCGAAACCUUCACACAUUGUUACUAUCAACGGCAAAGACUAUCAAAUAAUGAAAAAACUUGGUUCAGGUGGCUCGAGUUCCGUGUUCUUGGCCAAACAAUCGAAAACGGGGUUGGAAUGUGCACUAAAGCUAGUGAAUUUGGAAGGUGACGCCAGUCUAGUGGAAGGUUACCUAAAUGAGACGAAGCUUCUGGCCAAGCUACAAGGAAAUGAAAACGUUGUUGCUUUGUACGAUUACUACCACAUUCCCGAUUCCAAUCAGCUGUUUUUGGUGAUGGAGAAAGGAGACUCCGAUUUGCACAAAAUACUGCAAAACUAUCGAAAAGACAUUCCUCUAUUCUCGCUGAUGCAAAUCUGGUAUCAGAUGAUACAGUGCGUUCACUACAUUCAUGAACACGGAGUCAUCCACUUGGACCUGAAACCUGCAAACUUCCUCAUGGUCAAGGGACGGCUUAAGUUGAUCGAUUUUGGUAUUGCAAGUAAUAUUGCUUAUGAUUCGACCAGUAUCAUGAAAUUUUCCCAGGCAGGAACAUUCAACUACAUUAGCCCGGAAGCACUGAUCGAUACAUCAACGGAAAGUAGUCCAAUCAGUGCCCAACCGAAGAUUCGAAUGUCGAAAAAAUCGGACAUCUGGUCACUAGGCUGCAUCCUGUACCUGCUGCUGUACAAACAGACGCCAUUCGCCCACAUCAAAAACAUUCACACCAAGGUGAACAUCAUUACGAAUCCAAAUACUGUCAUCGAGUAUCCGUCCCUUCCCAGCUACUAUCCACCAAUGCUGUUGGAAAUGCUGCAAAAGUGUCUCAGAUACGAUCCUAAAUCGAGAGCUUCCACAGCCGAACUGCUGGAGUACCCCUUCGAUAUGGUGAUACCGUUGUCGGCACUGGCCAAGUAAUCUACCUAUACGUGAUUUAACUUUUAAAAGCUCCUUUGUACAUAACUGCGUUGAUGCAGCUUCAUUUUUUAAAAUAACAAGAUAAAACCGAUUGCAAAUAUUUAUUUUUUAAAAGUUUACCACUUAACGGAUUCUAAGAAAGUUUAUCUUUUACACGACAGCGAUCAGCAUUAUAAAGAAUAAACGAAUUUAUGCGAGAGCUAGAUAUAUGUUUUUUUUUACAGAAAUCGAA